GUAUAAUAAUCCUAGUUUUCUCCAAAAAAGUUUUGUUUAGGAAAAUUUCUUCUUCAAUGGAGAAGAAGCCGAUUUUGUUGUUGUUGUUGGUGGUGAUUAUGUUCAUAAAUCUAACAAACGCCACCAUUAGUGUUCAGAUUUGUCCUAAAGGAUCUGCAAAAGAUUAUAUCUUAGGGUUUCAAGAUAAAUCAGCCUUGCAUCGUCUUGGUUUUGUCACCGAGGGAGAUGAUCGGUGGUUACAAGUGGCUUCUGAUAUGAUUGAUAAGAACAAGUGUGACUAUGUGGCUUUACUCUUUUAUGCAUCAUGGUGUCCUUUCUCCAGAUUAGUUAGACCAAGCUUUGAUCUUAUGUCUUUGUUAUAUUCAUCAGUUCCUCACUUUGCAAUUGAGGAAUCAUCAGUUAAAGCUAGUACCUUGUCCAAGUAUGGAGUUCAUGGGUUUCCUACUAUCAUCCUUAUGAAUUCAACAAUGGGCGUAGUUUACCGGGGAUCCAGAACUCUAGAUUCUCUUGUUGCCUUCUACAGUGAUGUUACUGGAAUUGAAACGCUGGAUGAAACUUGGGUUGAGAAUAACAGGUUAGUUCAUCAUUUCCACACAAAGCCAGAGAAUUGCCCCUUCCCAUGGGCAACAAGAUCACCGGAGAAUCUGCUUCGCGAAGAGACUUACCUGACUCUUGCCACGGUUUUCGUUUUGUUGAGAUUGCUACAGUUGAUUUCCCCCACAAUGGUUUUGUUAGCGAAAUCCACUUGGGGACGGGUUGCUCAGAAUAUGAGACCGCGGAACCUUCUGGAGCAUACCCUUGCCAUGUAUCUCAAAGAACCUUGCAUGAGUAGCAAUUUGCAGGAAGGAGCCAUGAAUGCUCGAGCAUGGGCUUCCAAGUCUUUGGCCACUGUCUCAAUUGGGGAGUCAAGCUCAUCAAGCAGAAGUGUUUCAGCUUCACAGUGACUUUAUAUUUUAACCUUCUUGUAUAAUAAACACAACUGUUCCUU
Arabidopsis arenosa is the source of this 988-nucleotide messenger RNA. The record is from the annotation of a GenBank genome assembly. Lineage: Eukaryota; Viridiplantae; Streptophyta; Magnoliopsida; Brassicales; Brassicaceae.